Messenger RNA from Saccharomyces mikatae IFO 1815, 1092 nucleotides. It is a transcript of the gene VID24, whose product is annotated as glucose-induced degradation complex subunit VID24. Gene Ontology annotation, biological process: protein targeting to vacuole; protein catabolic process in the vacuole; negative regulation of gluconeogenesis. Bases 1 to 1092 code for a protein of 363 amino acids. The record is from RefSeq and is a predicted model, not a curated record. NCBI's taxonomy places the organism in Eukaryota, Fungi, Ascomycota, Saccharomycetes, Saccharomycetales, Saccharomycetaceae. Gene Ontology annotation, cellular component: extrinsic component of membrane; GID complex. The transcript has a single exon.
AUGAUCAAUAACCCUGAAGUAAACAGUGUAGCGGAGAAAUCCAAAGCGAUACUUUUCAAGCACAAGGAGCAAGCGGCUUCGCCAGAACCGAAAGCGGUUCCACCUGUCUCUAGACAACAGUAUCCUAUUACUUUCAAUUUAACGUCGACCUCACCCUUUCAUCUUCAUGAUCGUCAUCGUUACUUACAAGAUCACGAUCUUUACAAGUGCGCUUCUAGGGAUUCGCUGUCCUCCUUACAGCAACUUGCCCAUACACCUAAUGGGUCAACCAGGAAGAAGUAUAUUGUUGAGGAUCAGUCCUCAUAUUGUCCGGAAGAUCCAGUCAUGGUGGCUUCCGCAUUCAACUACACGAGUUGCACGAACUACCUGAAACCAAGAAUGCAGUUCACCGGUUACCAGAUAUCAGGUUACAAACGCUAUCAGGUUACAGUUAACUUGAAAACCGUUAAUUUGCCAACAGGUCACUGUUCGUCACUUUCUCCUCAUUUAUCUGGUUUUUUGUCGAUAAGAGGUCUUACCAACCAACACCCGGAAAUCAGUACAUAUUUUGAAGCUUACGCCGUAAAUCACAAAGAACUAGGCUUUUUGUCCUCUAGUUGGAAAGACGAACCUGUUUUAAACGAAUAUAAAGCCACAGAUCAAACUGAUUUGGAACACUGGAUAAAUUUCCCCUCUUUUAGACAACUUUUUUUAAUGAGCCAAAAGAAUAAUCUCAAAGCAACAGAUGACAGCUCCGCUUCGGAUGUGGCCAAGAAUCCACAAUCACACCAACAACUACCCACUACAUUGAGUACAGAUGCUUCCAACAUAUCAAGGAUUUUCAGUCAAGAGAAACAAUUCGAUGAUUACUUGAAUGAAAGGUUUAUAUUCAUGAAAUGGAAGGAGAAAUUCUUGGUGCCAGAUGCCUUGCUAAUGGGAGGUGUGGAUGGUGCGUCCUACGAUGGGUUUUAUUACAUUGUCCACGAUCAAGUUACUGGUAACGUUCAAGGGUUUUACUAUCACCAGGAUGCCGAAAAAUUUCAACAACUAGAAUUAGUACCAUCCCUGAAAAGCAAAUUCGAAUCCAGUGAUUGUUCUUUUGAGUUUGCUUGA